AUGGCCAAUUAUGGCACAAGUAAGGUGGGCAACCGACAUGACUCGGUCAGCCAUCCUCUUGCUCAGUCUGGGAGCACCGGGUCCCCUGUAGGGCUAUCCAGCGACCCUAAGAAGAUAGGCCUUAAUAACUCAAUGUGGCUCUUGGACAAGUUAAAGUUAUCUUUGAAGUCAAGUCACCAGGAGCAACUGAGAAUACUCGCAGACGGACAUCAAAAGCGCGAGAACGAUCUUUGUCGAGAAAUUGAGAGACUCAAGAGAGAGAAUAAAGCGCAGAAGGACACUGUGAGGCGGGCUCAAGAAGCCUCAGAGGCUAUGAUGGAGCAGUCUAAGUCCUUCGCGUCCGGCGACAACGAAGUCGAGAUCUGGUUCCGGCGCCGCAGUGACGACUGGUAUGAGUGGGCGAGAUGCUUUGCGCAUCAAGACCCUUUGAGGCUAGCAGCUGUGUCUAGUCAGGCUUGGAAUGAACUAACCGAGUUUGUGGCCUUACAGGACGGAAGGCUCCCAGGUGGGCUCGCUGAUGACCCGAAGACGCCUUAUCUACUUUUGCAGGGCAUGUUGGCUAAUUUUAUAUGCAAGCACGCAUUUAGCACGCCUUGGUGGAUCUUUGAUGCACUGAGCCACCUUGGCGUAAGCCCCGAGGAAAGAGAACGUCUGAUCAACAAUUCUGCGCGUGACGAAGAAAGGAUAGAGCAGAUACUGUGCCUUGAUGGAGGCGAACUCCCCACCAGUGGGAGCAUGGACAUUCUUUUUGAUAUAUUGCAGCAUCUUCAAGAAGAUUCGUCUCAUAAGCUUAGAGUAUCGCUGGUCCGGCUCUUCGCUGCCAAUGGUAUGGAAGCCAACGCAGAUAGGCCUGUCCGCGGCAAGAACGAGGCUCUCAUUGAUGCACGACUUUGUCAUGCCAAGUACUUGACCAACAUGUUCCUCCAGAGUCCAGCAUGCAACCUCUUAAGGCAUCUACCCAACGAGGAGUUGCAAGGCCGCUCCGACGGCCUCCAUGAACAAAUAGAUCAGGCUCUUCAAAAGUCCUUAGAACUUUGGACUCACCGUUCUCAGAUGCGCUGCGUUGCUCUACCGCAAUUGCGUGACCAAGGUCGCCUUGACUUCGACCUUGGGUCAGGGCUCAUGCAGCUGCACCGUGCUUACCAGGUGGAUGAUUGGCGAAAAUACGAGGGGUCACGCAUCGUAGUGGUUGUUCAGCCCGCCAUUGUCGUCUACGGCACGGAACGCGGCGAUAACUACUCUUGCAUGAGGCGUGUUUGGGCGCCUGCCAAGGUCCUCAUAGACGGUGUACCUGUAUCGACUGGGAGAAGCGUUGGGCCUCGUGCCGGCGCGAAUACGUGGCCUAGUUACUGGAGUUAUUAA
Molecule: messenger RNA, 1362 nt
Organism: Fusarium musae
Lineage: Eukaryota; Fungi; Ascomycota; Sordariomycetes; Hypocreales; Nectriaceae
Exons: 3
Coding region: 1-1362 (453 amino acids)
Source: RefSeq, a predicted model, not a curated record